AUGGAAGUUCAAAUCAUUUCUAAGGAAAUCCUGAAACCUUCUUCUUACACGCCGCACCACCUUAGAACCUAUAAGCUUUCUGUCCUUGAUCAGUUAGCUCCUCCUCAUUAUAUCCCGAUCAUUCUCUUUUACUCACCAUCCAGUGAAUAUUUCUGUAGGAAAUCUGAUCAUCUGAAAAAGUCCUUCCCUAAAACAUUAACUCACUUCUACCCUUUUGCCGGACGAAUAAAAGAUGAUUUUUCUAUCAACUGCAACGAUGAUGGUGCUGCGUUUAUUGAAGCCGAUGUAGAUACAGGUGAAAUAUCCAUGGUGCUUGAGCAAGCAGACAUAAAUCAGCUGGAACAGUUGCUACAAUGCAGCCCUUAUGGAAAGUCAUCUAAGCUAAGCACUGAUCAUAUUUGCAUUUGGCAUGCAGUUGCUGAUGCAUCAACUCUAGCAACCUUUGCUAAUAGCUGGGCUGCAAUUACUUCUGUUUCUAAUAACAUUAGCAACGAGGUGAUUUUUGAAGGCACGACACUCUUCCCUCCACAAGAUUUAUCAAGCUUCUCUUUGCACAAUUUCGUAAAAGAGGAUGAGUUAAGGGAAAUUGUGAUGAGAAGGUUCUUGUUUGAUGGUUCCAAGGUAGCUGCUCUAAGAGCUGAAGAUAAAUACUGCAACGGUUGCAGUCGAUUUGCGGAGGAGAAUGAAACCGCAACUGCCACAGCAAUCUAUUGGAAACUUCUGCCAAGUGACAAUAGCAAAUUGGCCAGAGAGAAGCUUCAUGCUGGUGGUGGGUACUUUAACUUCCUCAAAAAAGCUGGGGAGCAAGCUAGAAAAAGUCCUAACUUGAGGGUGUUUGGUUUCAGUAGUUGGUGUAAGUUCCCAUUUUAUGAAGCUGAUUUUGGGUGGGGAAAGCCUAUUUGGUCAAGUCCUGCGUUGAAGCUUAACAGGGUUGCCAUUUUCUUAGAUACAAAAGAUGGUAAGGGAAUAGAAGCAUGGAUUGGACUGUCCAAGGACGACAUGGUAAAGUUUGAAAAAAACCCUAGCAUCCUUACUUAUGCUUCUUUCAGUCCAAGCAUGUAA
This is a messenger RNA of Dovyalis caffra, 1062 nucleotides long. NCBI's taxonomy places the organism in Eukaryota, Viridiplantae, Streptophyta, Magnoliopsida, Malpighiales, Salicaceae. The record is from the annotation of a GenBank genome assembly.